AUGUAUGAAGUUGAAGAAGAUACAACAGCAACAACAACAACAGAAACAACAACCAAGACUGCAUCAAAAGAUGGUGGUUCUAAACAACAACAACAAGAAAAGAAACCAUCAGAGUUUAUGAGAGUGCAAAGAUUAUUUAGACAACAAACAAAGAAUGCAAGAGGAAAGGUAUUACCAAAAGACAAGAGACCUCCUGUAGACUAUUCAAUUGUAUUGGACUUUUCAAACUUGGACAAGAAUACAGAAGAAAACAAGGCAUUGGUGAUAGAUUAUACAGAUUUGGUUGACAAGAGUGAUGCAGGUGCUUCAGAGUACUAUGCUCAUCCUUCAACGUGGCGUGUAUAUGGUAUUAAAGAUUACCCAGGCUUUUACUUUAUUCCUUCUCCUUUUACAUCCUCUCAACAAAAGAAAUGGGUAAAAGAUUCACUCGAACAAUAUGCCAAUGUACCAAACAACACAAAUAUCAAUCUAUUCUAUGGUCCCGUCAAAGAUCUUUGGCAACACGGUCAACAAGAAAUGAUCACUGAACAUCAACAACUUUCAAAUCAAUUGUUAUCAGAUGACGAUGACAAUCAAGAGACAUCUACAACCUCAAGACCAUUAGAUAAAGAUGGUAAAGAGUUACCACCAUACAGAGAAUUAUUAGAUAAAUUGGCAUGGGCUACACUUGGAUAUCAAUUUCAAUGGACUCCUCGUAUUUAUUCAAGAGAUUUUUAUGAAACCUUUCCUGAUGAUUUACAAGAUUUAGUUCAAAAGAUUGCAAUGGCAACUAAAUAUGAUCCAUAUAUCGCAGAGGCAGGUACAGUUAACUUUUAUUCAGAGGAUUCAGUUAUGGGUGGACAUUUGGAUGAUGCAGAGGAAGAGAUGGAGAAACCAAUCAUUUCACUUUCUUUUGGAGCUUCGGCUGUAUUUCUUUUAGGUGCCGAAACAAGGGAUAUUGCACCAAUCCCAUUAUUUAUUCGCAGUGGUGAUAUUGUCAUCAUGGGUGGUCGUUCAAGAUACUGUUAUCACGGUGUCGCAAAGAUUGUAGAAAAUUCAUUCAACGUUGAUUUGGUAGAUGAAGCCGAUGAAACAUUUAAAUAUCAUAUUCAAUGGUUACGUGAAAAAAAUAGACGUAUUAAUGUUAAUACAAGACAAGUAUUUAAAAAGAAAGAGGAAAAUAACAAUAGUACUUGUACAACUACCAGUAGUACACAAUAA
Cavenderia fasciculata is the source of this 1200-nucleotide messenger RNA. RefSeq names its product alkylated DNA repair protein (gene alkB). NCBI's taxonomy places the organism in Eukaryota, Evosea, Eumycetozoa, Acytosteliales, Cavenderiaceae. Gene Ontology annotation, biological process: oxidative RNA demethylation. The transcript has 2 exons. Gene Ontology annotation, molecular function: broad specificity oxidative DNA demethylase activity; ferrous iron binding; oxidative RNA demethylase activity. Gene Ontology annotation, cellular component: nucleus; cytoplasm. The coding region runs from base 1 to 1200 and encodes 399 amino acids. The record is from RefSeq and is a predicted model, not a curated record.